Messenger RNA from Salvelinus fontinalis (brook trout), 1488 nucleotides. RefSeq names its product zinc finger BED domain-containing protein 4-like. The transcript is spliced from 3 exons. Bases 928 to 1488 code for a protein of 186 amino acids. NCBI's taxonomy places the organism in Eukaryota, Metazoa, Chordata, Actinopteri, Salmoniformes, Salmonidae. The record is from RefSeq and is a predicted model, not a curated record.
CACAUUCGUUCUGACUGUCGGCUCAGACUAACAGCCUCACCUGUUGUUCCUGUCAAUCAGACACGCAGUCUCAACCAAUGAACCAAAGAUGCGUGAGGGAGGGCCGAGCCAACUCACUCACAGUUACACACUUAGCAGCCGAGGAGAGAGAGGAAGGACAGCUGUGAAAACAACAGCUGGAAAAUGAGUCGGAAGCCAAGUAGCAUUUGGAUGCAUUUUAAAAAUGUAGACAAUGUUAGAGCACAGUGUAGAAUUUGACAAAACUAAAUCUCAUAUAAAGCCGGUUCUACGCACAACCUACACCAGCAUAUGCGAACUGUGCACCCAACUGUGAAGCUAGCUGUAGCGGAGCAUCGAGAAACUAGCGGGCCUGCUAGUGAUAGUGGUGGAGCCACUCCGUCAAGUAGGCCUACUCCGCGACCCACAGCAACGCAGUCUUCUAUGGACCAGUUUAUGCCAAAGUCUAUGUCUGUAGCAAAACAAGGCCAAAUUGAUAUUGCAUUGCCUAAAAUGAUUGCUACCAAUUUCCAACCAUUUUCGAUGGUGGAGGACAGCGGUUUUAGAAAUAGCAAUAGUCUAAAUCCAAUGUACGCAAUUCCAAGCAGGAAAACCCUUUCAAAAUCACUUAUUCCACAACUGUACAAGAGCACACAGGCUUCAGUGCCGGAAAGAGUCCAAAAAGCUACUGCAGUUUGCCUUACCACUGACUGCUGGACAUCAAGGGUAAACACUUCUUACAUGUUGGUCACAUGUCACUUCAUUGAAGAUUUCUCGAUGUCUAGUUGUCUGCUGGACUGCUUUUGAGUUCAGCGACAGACACCUCAGAGAACUUGGCAGAGGAACUGUGAGAGUGGCCAGAGAAUGGCAAGUGGUCUGUUGUUUUAGUGACAAUGCAGCUAACAUAACCAAAGCCAUGAACAUUUUUAAAUGGACCCAUCAUCCAUGUCAUGCCCACACAAUCAACCUGAUUGUAAGAGACGCUCUGAAGGUGAUGAAGCCCACUGUGGACAAAGUGAAAGCAGCUGUGGAAUAGUAAAGUCUACACAACACCAGAUGGGGAUGCCUGAGCUGAGGCCUAAACAAGACUGCACUACAAGGUGGAAUUCAACAUUGUAUAUGUUGAAGGGGUUUCUUGAGUCAAAGGAUGCCAUCAUCUCUACCCUGGCCAUUGUCAAUGCACCUGUUGAUGCUCUGACCCAAGAGGAAUGGGAGGUGGUGAAGGAGGUGUGCAGAGUCCUGGAACCCUUUGAGCAGGUCACUGUGGAUAUCAGUGGAGAGAGCUAUGUGACAGCCUCAAAAAUGAUACUCCUGUGUAAGCGAAUCACACCCAGCCGCCAGAGAGAAGCAAAUGUAACCACAGGACAUGUGACAGAGUUGGACACCCUAUGUUCAUCAAUGGACAGAAAGUUCCACAGAAUGGAAUAUAAUCACGUGCUAUCAGAAACCGCUGCACUUGACCCCAGGUUUAAGAAGUUAGCCUUCAACUGA